Molecule: messenger RNA, 1740 nt
Organism: Fonsecaea multimorphosa CBS 102226
Lineage: Eukaryota; Fungi; Ascomycota; Eurotiomycetes; Chaetothyriales; Herpotrichiellaceae
Exons: 1
Coding region: 1-1740 (579 amino acids)
Molecular function (GO): dipeptidyl-peptidase activity
Source: RefSeq, a predicted model, not a curated record
AUGGCCGCGCAAAUGAUAAUCGAACGCGAUGUGCUGGUCCCUUGUGACGACGGCCUGUGUCUGCGUGCUGAUGUCUAUCGUCCCAAAACGGGAGGUCCUCAUCCGGUUAUUAUGACCCUUGGCCCAUAUGGCAAAGGCGUCCCCUACAGAGUCGGCUUCAAGCCACAGUGGGAUUGGUUGGUGUCGACAUAUCCAGAUAUCCUCCCUGGCUCCUCGCGGGAGUAUAUGAACUGGGAGACUGUUGAUCCGGAAACCUGGGUUCCCUGGGGCUACGCCUGUGUGCGCGUCGAUUCCCGGGGCGCCGGCCGCUCUCCCGGGAAAAUCGAUAUGUUCUCUCCUCGAGAGAUCAAAGACUACUACGACGCGAUCGAAUGGGCCGCUACCCAGCCCUGGAGUACGGGCAAGGUUGGCCUCAACGGGAUUUCAUACUACGCCAUCGCGCAAUGGUUAGUGGCGUCUCUACAGCCACCACAUCUAACUGCCAUGAUACCGUGGGAAGGUGCCGCCGAUUUCUAUCGCGAUUGGGCUCGUCAUGGCGGCAUUGAAUCCAAUGGGUUCCUGGAAGCGUGGUAUCCUAAGCAGGUUAUCUCAGUUCAGCAUGGAAAUCCUAAGACGAUCCUUGACCCCUGGAUGAAUGAGCGUGCCAGUGGGCCAGAAUCUCUUUCAGAAGACGAGCUCCAGCGCAACCGUACAGACCCUGUCCAGGAUAUCCUCUCCCGGCCUCUUGACGGAGACUGGUAUAGAGAUCGUUCAGCGAUCUGGGACAAGGUCACCGUUCCAUUCCUCAGCGCUGCAAAUUGGGCUGGGUAUGGAUUGCAUCCGCGCGGGAAUUUCGAAGCCUUCACGCAGGCAGCCUCCAAGCAAAAAUGGCUCGAAUGUCAUCCCGGACGCCAUGAGGAGUGGUUUUACCUCGACCAAGGCAUGGCUUUACAGAAACGCUUCCUCGAUCACUUCCUCAAAGGAGAGGACAAUGGGUGGGCCAAAGAACCACCAGUUCUGCUGCGUCUCAGGCGUCCAGACAGUGACAAGACAGGCAACUUUGAGGUUCGAAUGGAAUCAAGUUGGCCUUUGCCGGACACCAAAUGGACCAGGAUGUACUUGGAGGUGACUGAUGGAUCACUGAACAUGGCGUUGGAGGCUCCCCAGGUGGCUUCAAGUGCGGACUUUGAAGCCCUUCAAGAGCCGUUGACCUUUUAUUCUUCGCCUAUGGGACGAGAUAUCGAGAUCACGGGACCACUUAUGGCAAAAGUCUUUGUAUCGUCCUCAACGAUAGAUUGCGACUUAUUCCUCACGCUACAAGCAUUCGACCCCGAAGGCAAAGAGGUAGAUUUCAAAGGGACCGUCGACCCGCAUACACCAUUGGCACAGGGCUGGCUUCGAGCAUCUCACCGCAAGUUGGAUCUUCAGAAAUCUCUGCCCUACCGCCCGUAUCAUACCCACGAUGAACUCCAGCCCUUGGAACCCGGGCAGGUCUAUGAGCUGGACGUCGAGAUUUGGCCUACUCACAUCCUCUUGCCAGCCAAUUAUCGCUUGGCUUUGCAAAUCAGUGGAAAAGACUUUGAGCGAUCAUUACCACCAGACACGCCGAACGAAGCGUGGGUGUCCAGAGGGUCCGGCCCGUGGCUACACAACCUGCCAGAGGAUCGUCCACCAAGUGUCUUUGGGGGUAAGACGACAAUAUAUACAGGCGGGCCCACGUCGUCACAUCUGCUUCUUCCUAUUAUCGAGAAGGCCGCCUAG